This is a messenger RNA of Priceomyces carsonii, 1656 nucleotides long. RefSeq names its product cryptochrome/photolyase family protein. Bases 1 to 1656 code for a protein of 551 amino acids. The transcript has a single exon. NCBI's taxonomy places the organism in Eukaryota, Fungi, Ascomycota, Pichiomycetes, Serinales, Debaryomycetaceae. Gene Ontology annotation, biological process: circadian regulation of gene expression; entrainment of circadian clock by photoperiod. Gene Ontology annotation, molecular function: DNA binding; FAD binding; deoxyribodipyrimidine photo-lyase activity. The record is from RefSeq and is a predicted model, not a curated record. Gene Ontology annotation, cellular component: cytoplasm; nucleus.
AUGUCGCCCAUAAUUAAAAAACAAAAGGUGGAAAGCUUACCCAAAUUCAGCAGCCCAUAUUAUCAGCAGCCCUCAAAUCGUCAACUGGUAUUGAAAUAUUUAGAAAAUAAGAAUAAACCUUUUUAUAUUUUGGAAAAUUCUUUGGAAGAAACGAAAGAGAAAAGGUCUAAUAUUGUACCAAACAGAGCUAUUGUACACCUAUUUACUAGGGAUUUCAGACUUGACGACAAUAUCAGUCUUCACAAGGCAAGUGAAUUUUCAAAAUCUAAUCAUGUACCAUUAAUAACGUGCUUUGUAUACUGUAAGGAUGACUUCAAAAGUCAUUCAGUUAGUGCUAUACAGAUGAAUUAUAGAAUCAAAUCAAUUGAAGAAAUUCAAGGAAGAUUGAAUGAAAAAAAUAUUCCCCUUGUUGUGUUGAAAGUUGACAACAGAAGAGAUAUUUGCAGCGAGAUAGAGAAAUUUUUGUUAGCCAAAGAGGUGUCGCAUUUAUUUUCAAAUAUUGAGUAUGAAGUUGAUGAACUCAGAACAACUAAAACAUUAGUGCAUAAUCUAUUGAAAAAGGGUAUAUGCUACUUGCCGUUCCACAAUUCUUGCGUUGUCAAGCCAGGUGAACUAAAAACAAAAAGUAAAGGCACCCCAUACUCUGUUUUUACUCCGUUUUACAAAUCUUGGUGUCAUUAUUUAAAUGCAAAAAAAGAACCCUUCGCAAAAUUAAAUGAACCUUUCCCCAACUCGGAUGCUUUCAAACAGAAUAACAAAGAUUUAUUUAAUUCCCUCAUGCCUGAACUUGAAGAAAUGUCGGAUCUUCAAAGUAGGAACUUUGAGUCUUGGCCGAUUGGUGAAGAAAAAGCUUUGGAAACAUUAACUGCCUAUUUAGAUUCUCAUAAGGUAGAGAAAUAUUCUGACUCAAGAAAUGAUCUCGAAGAGGAUACCGUAUCUUACCUCAGUCCUCACUUAUCUAGUGGAACUAUUUCACCAAGAACAGUUUUGAAGUUGAUGGUUGAUAAAAAAUACCUUAGAAAAGUGGAUCUGGGAGAGCCUGGAGCAGUGGCAUUUGCUCGUCAGAUCGCUUGGAGAGAUUUCUAUCGACAUAUUCUCUGUAACUGGCCUCAUAUCUGCAUGUUCAGACCCUUUCAACUUGACUAUGAGGACAUCAACUGGGAAUAUAAUCAAGUUCACUUUGAAAAAUGGUGUAAGGGCCAAACGGGCUUUCCGAUAGUUGAUGCUGCAAUGAGACAAUUAAUAAAUACAGGAUAUAUGCACAACAGAUGUAGGAUGAUUGUUUCAAGUUUUUUGUCCAAGAACUUACUAAUUGAUUGGAGAUAUGGGGAAAGGUAUUUUCUCGAAAAUCUAAUAGAUGGUGAUUUUGCCUCAAAUAAUGGAGGGUGGGGGUUCAGUUCCAGUGUUGGUGUAGACCCUCAGCCAUAUUUUAGAAUUUUUAAUGCUUGGACUCAGUCCGAGAAGUUUGACAAAAAAGGCACAUACAUCAGAAAGUGGAUACCGGAAUUGAGAGAGAUUUCAAAUGAAAAGGCAAUCCAUAAUCCAUACGGAGCUGGAUAUGGAAAUUUUGCUAAGAAAAAAGGUUAUCCAAUGCCCAUCGUAGAUCACAAAGAAACACGCGAAAGAGCGCUCGAAAGAUAUAGAGAAUCGAGGUAA